AUGCCACCAAACGCAGUGCGAGUGAUGGAAGAUUUCGGUCUAGUCGAAGAACUCGAAAAAGCCGGCGCUGUCAACAUCUCCUCUCAUUGUCUUCUCAAAUACACCAAUGGUGACUGUAUCGCCAAGCGACCCGGCCAUGUAUGGCAACGGAAACACUUCGGACAAGCAUGGUAUGUCAUCCACCGGGCCGACUACCAUCGCGUCCUGCGUGAGGAAGCCACGAGACUAGGAGCGAAGAUUCGUCUCGCAUCGGAAGUCAUUUCAGCCGAUUCAAAGACUACAUCCGUGCUACUCGCUUCUCAGGAGAGGUUGUAUGCGGACAUAAUUAUUGGUGCAGAUGGAUUACGGUCGGUGGUUCGUGAUGAGGUUCUUGGAUAUCAUGUUGGUCCUAGUGACACAGGUGAUUUGGCUUAUCGAGCGACAUUUCCUAAAGAGAGGGUGGAGGCUUUGGAUGAAUCUUUGAUUGAGCCUUCGCUGCGUUGCUGGUUGGGGCCUUAUCAGCAUGCUGUUUUGUAUCCUGUGCGUGGUGGCUCUACGUAUAAUCUUGUUUUAGUGUGUCCUGAUGAUUUACCUUCGGGCGUGGCCACCGAAGAGGGCAACGUGCAAGAGAUGCGAAAUUUGUUCAAAGGAUGGGAUUCAAGACUGACAAAAAUGAUCGCACAAGUUGACAAUGCCCUCAAAUGGAAGAUCUGCCAUAUGAAAGAGUUAGAUACCUGGUGCAGGGGAUCUAUUGCUCUCCUAGGAGAUGCUUGUCACCCUACCUUACCAUAUCAAGCCCAAGGUGCAGCAAUGGCAGUCGAAGACGGAGCUGCUCUAGGAGUCCUUCUCGGCAAACUUUCAAGGAGCAAUCGUCCCUCCAAAGUUCCCGAGGUGCUACGCCUAUACGAACUCACUCGUAAGGAGAGAACUACGAUCAAUGUCCAAGGCGCGGUCGCAAACCAGAAAUUAUAUCAUAUGGUCGAUGGGCCUGAAGCGGAUGCCCGAAAUGAAGCAUUUCUUCACGUUGAUUGGGAUAAUCCUGAUCAUGAUUUUCAAUAUGGAUGGGGAAAUGUGGGGUACCUCAAAAGAUUGAUGGCUUUUAAUGCGAGUAUUGAGGCAGGCCGACAAUUUGAUGAGUGGGAAAGAGAGGGAAUGGAAUGA
Molecule: messenger RNA, 1140 nt
Organism: Penicillium odoratum
Lineage: Eukaryota; Fungi; Ascomycota; Eurotiomycetes; Eurotiales; Aspergillaceae
Exons: 5
Coding region: 1-1140 (379 amino acids)
Biological process (GO): secondary metabolite biosynthetic process
Molecular function (GO): FAD binding; monooxygenase activity
Source: RefSeq, a predicted model, not a curated record